AAACCCUUUACUGGUGGUUGUUUCCAGUCCUUCCCACGAGAAAACAUCCCUAGUAUAACAUCAUAUUAAUCACACCCAAAAUCGCAAUGGAAAACUCCUCCAAAGAUGACCUGUGUGAGCUGAUGGACAAGCUGCUUAUUAAUUCGCUCGAGCUGAUCGAACAGGAUGUUCAGCUGAGCCAGGACAUAGCGCGGCUAACGACCGAAGGCCAGAUGGAGUUGGCCCAUACGCGCUUCACCAAAGGACCCAUGGCGGUCAGUGCCGUACAGCUGCCAACAGAAGAUUACAAAGAGUUUCGGGCACUUCACACUGUGUCGAAAGACGACGAUGCCAGUGAUUCGUCAACCAUUCCACAGCUUUCACUCGACAGCCAUCCGGUGGAUGUGGACGUAGGCCGGAUUGAUCCGAGCGGCUGGUUUGGCAUUUUGCGUCCUCCAUCGUUGAACAAUGCUAAGGAACGAUUUACCCGUUCGCUCGAUUCCAUUGUGGAGCGGGCCAACGUGCGUAUAAAGUUGAACAGCUAUUUGAAUGUGUUUGGAAUGCUUCAUAAGCGGACGACAGAACUGAAGUGAUAAGAACUGUUUAACUAAGCUGUAAGAUUCUUAGUCGCUCUCGACACGUUCCUUACAAUAAACUAAUGUAAUUUAAUGUAAA
Molecule: messenger RNA, 654 nt
Organism: Anopheles moucheti
Lineage: Eukaryota; Metazoa; Arthropoda; Insecta; Diptera; Culicidae
Exons: 1
Coding region: 87-572 (161 amino acids)
Biological process (GO): vacuolar proton-transporting V-type ATPase complex assembly
Cellular component (GO): extrinsic component of endoplasmic reticulum membrane
Source: RefSeq, a predicted model, not a curated record